This is a messenger RNA of Pogona vitticeps (central bearded dragon), 13719 nucleotides long. The record is from RefSeq and is a predicted model, not a curated record. Lineage: Eukaryota; Metazoa; Chordata; Lepidosauria; Squamata; Agamidae.
CAAAGCGCGAGGCGGUGAAAAGUUGCGAGGAAGAGCCCUCUCCAAGGAACCAUGAUGGAAAUCAACAUGAAGAGGUUUGCUGCAAGCUUUGCACUUUGCCUAAUGUUUUUUCUGGCUUGCAAGGGGAAUUCAGAAAAAGGCAAUGCUUCCCAGCUGCACUUUACGUACCCUCUCUACAACGCCACUAUCUAUGAAAAUUCACCUCCCAAAACCUAUGUGGAAAGCUAUGUCAAAAUGGGUAUUUACAUCACUGACCCAGCAUGGGACAUCAAAUACAAAAUAGCUUCUGGGGACACAAGUGGUCUGUUCAAAGUAGAGGAUCAUAAAGCUGGUGAUUUCUGCUUUUUGAGGAUUAGGACCAGGAGUGGUUAUACUGACCAGUUGAACAGGGAGUUCAGAGACAAAUACACACUGAUAAUCCAAGCCAUGGAGAAAACGUUUGCCUUUGAGGCUUGGGCCAAAGUACUGAUCCACAUCCUGGACAGAAAUGACUUGAAGCCUUUGUUCUCACCUCCAUCUUAUAAAAUGACAAUCAAAGAAGACGCCCCCAUCAAAACCAUAAUUGGUGUGGUCAGUGCCACAGAUGCUGACAUUGGUCAGAAUUCUGAGUUCUAUUACGCAUUAAAUACAAGAUCACCACUUUUUACAAUUCACCCUACCAGUGGAGCUGUAACGACUGCUGCGAAACUGAAUGCCACUCACAGAGGGAAGCAUCAGUUAAAGGUCCUGGCCGUGGACAGAAUGAGGAAGAUCUCUGAAGGAAAUGGCUUUGGAAACCUAGCCAGUCUCACCAUCCAGGUGGAACCAUCCAUCAGGAAGCCCCCCGUCAUUGGCUUGGUGACAGUGAAGUCAUCAGAUUCUGCCGAGGACCUCCUGUAUGCUACUUUGAGUGUAGGAGCAGAUGGGUCAGGAGGUGGGGUAGAUUCGGUUAACAUUGUGGAUGGAGACCCAAAAGGGCAUUUCAGGUUGACCAGAUCAUACAUAGAAAAUGAGUUCAUGAUAGUGGCAGCCAAAGAGAUCAACUGGAAUUACAAUCCUCUUGGUUUCAAUCUUAGCCUGCAGGCGAAGGACAAAAAUGAGCCACCACUUCUUUCACAGAUAGUCACUAUCCAGAUUCCACCUCCAAAAUACACCUUUGCCAGAUUUGAAAAAGAUGUGUAUCGAGUUCAGCUGAGUGAGUUUGCACCUUCUGGGAGUCAUGUUGUUCUGGUUCAAAUUACUCCAGUCCUCCCAAAUCUUAAAUAUAUUUUGAAACCUAAUUCUGACAGCACAAGUUUUAAAAUCAACCCUCAAACUGGAUUGAUAACUACAGACAAAAUAAUAGAUUUUCAAGAACAGCCCCACUUUGAACUUGAAGUUACAACCAGUUACAGCAAGGCAGCUGUCCCUGUCAUUGUUGAUAUUAUUGACUGCAACAACCACCCUCCAAGUUUCUCCCAGCCUUCAUACCAUGGCAGCUUCGAUGAAAACCUGCCGUCUGGCACCAGUGUCCUCUCCGUAAAAGCUACAGACAGGGACUCUGGAGAGAACGGCUUAAUCACAUACUCCAUAGCCAAUAAGAGAGCUGUCCCAUUUACCAUUGACCCAUUUUCAGGUAUCAUCUCCACAUCCAAGAUAAUGGAUUAUGAGCUCAUGCAGAGGUGGUAUCACCUCCGUGUCUGGGCAUCAGAUUCAGGAUUUCCUUUUCGCCAUCAGACAGAGGUUUAUGUUUCUCUUAUUUUGAAUAACCUGAAUGAUAAUGCACCAGUGUUUGAGAAGAUUAACUGCAAUGGAAGUAUUCCAUGGGACUUACCCACGGGGCAGCCUGUGGUUACAGUGUCAGCCAUUGAUAUUGAUGAGUUGCAGCACAUAAAGUAUGAAAUCAUGUCUGGCAAUGAAAGGCAGCUUUUUGAAUUGGAUUCUGUAUCUGGUGUGAUUUCCCUUAGAGCUUCUCUCAGAGAUAGCUAUGCUGAACUACCUACUGUCCAUAUCCUCAACAUUACGGCUACAGAUGGAGAGAACUAUGCCUUACCUACAUGUGUAAACAUCACUGUGGUCAAGCAGGAAACCCCCAUUCACUUUCAGUGUGAGGAAACAGGGGUACUGAAGGAGGUUGCAAAGACCAUAAUACAUUCUAUUGAUUCCCAAUCUCCAGAAGUAAACCUGGAUGAAGAUUCCACCUUGAAUACACAUCUUAUAAAUCAUCAUGCACCAUAUUUUGAUGACACCUUUCCAAGGUGCAUUGAUAUAGAGGAGACAAUCCCAGUCAACACAACUAUAGUUCAGUUGAAAGCCAUAGAUAACGAUACUAGCUUUAAUGGAAAGAUGGUUUAUGUGAUAUCUUCUGGAAAUGAGGAUAGCUGUUUUUAUAUUGACAUAGAAACAGGUCAGCUCCUAGUGUCUUCACCUUUGGACCAUGAAAGAACAAGAUUCUACGUACUGAACAUCACAGUGUAUGACUUGGGCACUCCUCAGAAGUCAUCAUGGAAAUUGCUAGCAGUAAAUAUUUUGGAUACAAAUGAUAAUGCUCCUUCAUUUUUGCAAAGUCCAUACUUGAUCACUGUACCAGAGGACAUAAAAAUAGGCACAACAGUUAUAGCGGUGAAAGCUGAAGAUGCUGAUACAAAUGACAAUGGGAGGGUGAAAUAUUCUCUUCUUACACCCACUGAUAAAUUUGCCAUCAACAGUGUCACUGGAGAGGUAGAAGUGACUGCUCCCCUUGACAGAGAAUUGUGGCCUCAGUAUAUAUUGAAAAUUGAAGCCAGAGACCAGCCACUAUUGGGCCACCAGCUCUUUGCAAUUGCUGAUUUGGUUAUUUCUUUGGAAGAUGUCAAUGACAAUUCUCCAUAUUGCAUCCCCACCCUGAACAAAGUAAAGGCUCCUGAAGAUCUUCCCCGUGGGACUGUUCUGCUAUUCCUGGAAGCCUUUGAUCCAGAUAUCAUCUCUGCAAUGGAGCUGAAAUAUACUCUGCUCAAUAAUGUUGAGAAUAUGUUUAAACUUAAUGAGCUGACAGGAGCUCUGUCCUUGGAUGCAGAACUAGACUACGAGAAGAGGGACUUUUAUAAUCUAUCUGUGGAGGUUAGUGAUGCUGGCAAGCCCCGUUCUCGUUCUUCUCUCUGCUUCAUUGAGAUUGAGAUUUUGGAUGUCAAUGAAAACCUGCACCCUCCUCGCUUUGCUUCUUUUGUGUAUGAAAGGACAGUGGAAGAAAACAGUCAAGACGGGACAUCUGUGAUGACUGUUACUGCUCAAGAUGAUGAUAAAGGGAAAGAUGGAGAAAUCCAAUACUUUAUCAGAGAGGGAACAGAUUUGGCUGUCUUCAGCAUUGAAAAGGAUUCAGGGACAAUCUUUACCACAAGAACACUGGACAGAGAAUCCAGGUCUCAUUAUUGGCUGACAGUGUUAGCUGUUGAUUUAGGAACGGUCCCUCUGUCUUCUGUGGUUCAAGUUUACAUUGAAGUCACUGAUAUAAAUGACAACCCACCCCAGAUGUCCAGUCCUGUCUAUUAUGCCUCUGUCAUGGAGAAUUCACCAGCGAACACCCACAUCCUUCAGGUAGAAGCCAUUGAUCCAGAUUCAAGUUCACAAGGGAAGCUGACCUUCCACAUCAUAAAUGGAAAUCAUCAAGGAUUCUUUGCUAUUAAUCCUGUCACUGGCCUGAUCUAUACCACUUCUCAGCAGCUGGAUCGUGAAUACAAGGCUGAACAUAUCUUGGAGGUCUCUGUUUCAGACCAUGGGGACCCUGCUCUUCAGUCCACUAGCAGAGUAGUAAUUCAGAUCCUGGAUGUCAAUGAUAAUGCUCCCAGCUUUUCCCAAAAAUUCUUCAUGGUUCAACUCACAGAAAAAUUAGCCUCUGAGACUCCUUUGCCAGUCUACAGGAUGAUUGCCACAGAUCGUGAUGAAGGACGGAAUGGCCAAGUGACAUACAGCCUUGAAGAAAACAAUGAAGGCUUCUUCAGCAUCCAUCCAGUGACAGGGAUGGUGUUCUCCAAGAAGGCUUUCUCUGCCCAAGAAUACAAUAUAUUGACGGUCAGAGCUACCGACCAUGGGGAUCCUACACUUAACUCCAGCGUGAGGCUCCACAUCGAUUGGAUCCCUAAGCCCCUUCCGUCCUCAGAGCCCCUAGCUUUUGAUGAACCUCAUUUCAACUUUGCAGUCAUGGAAACAGACCCAGUAAAUCACAUGGUAGGAGUGAUCAGUGUUGAGACUGGGCUCAGCCAACUCUGGUUUAACAUCACAGGUGGUGAUGAUGAAAUGGAUUUUGACAUUGAAAAGAGCACUGGCAGCAUAGUCAUUGCAAGAGCUCUGGAUGCAAAGAAAAGGUCAAACUACAACCUCACAAUAGAAGUCACCGAUGGAUCACACAUCAUCAGGACACAGGCCUAUAUCCGUGUGAUUGAUAUUAACCAGCAUGGUCCCCAGUUCUUGGAACAACAGUAUGAGAUGCGCAUUCCAGAAGACACACGGCCUGGGACUGAAUUCCUUCGGGUUAGUGCAAGAGACAAAGACCAUGGGAAAGGGCUGAUCUACACCCUUCAGAGCGCAGUGGAUCCCAGAAGUAUGAAGGUUUUCCACAUGGACCCAAGCACUGGGGCUCUCAUGACCAGGGCAGGUCUCAACUCUUUAUCCAUGCCACUGCAUACCUUGAUAAUAAUGGUGCGAGACCAGGAGGGCCCAAUCAAGCGAGACUUUGCUAGAGUUGUUAUUCAUGUAGAGGACUGUAACAGCCAUCCUCCCCAGUUCACCAGCCUCCACUAUAAUGCAGAAGUUUUGGAUGAAGCUCCAGUAGGUACAGAAGUCCUUCAAGUCCGAGCCCUCGAUCAAGAUCAAGGCAUUAAUGCUGAAGUCCACUACUACCUUGAGGCAGGGAACAAUGGAGAGUUUUUUGCUAUCAAUGAGUUAUCUGGAAUUAUUACAGUUUCUAAGAAGCUCCAUCAGUGCAAGCAAGAAAAAUUCACACUCACUGUAAAAGCAGAAGAUCAAGGAUUUCCCCAAAUGAAGGAUUCGGCUACUGUGAGCAUUCAUGUAAAGCCCUCUGACAGCACACCUCCAAAAUUUACAAAGGAGGAAUAUGUCACAGAGAUCAGUGAGUCUGCUAUCAUAGGCUCUUCUGUCAUUCUUCUUUCAGCCACAAGCCUUUCAAGUGUUACUUACGAAGUAAAAGAAGGAGAUGAGGAUGGUGUAUUUUCAAUGAACUACCAAUCUGGCCUUGUUUCUACAAGAAAGAAUCUGGAUUUUGAGCAGACUUCAUUUUAUCAGCUGAAAAUCCGUGGGACCAACAUGGCAGGAUCAUUUGUACAUGUUCCAGUGUUUAUUUAUGUCACAGACGAGAAUGACAACGUUCCUGUAUUUGAUAAGCCUUCCUUUGUUGGCUGGAUCAGUGAGAACAGUCCAUUGGGCAGCAUGGUUAUGGAUGAAAACAAUACCCCACUAGUGCUACAGGCGUCAGAUGCUGACCAAGAUUCUAAUGCUCUGCUGGUCUAUGAAAUUUUGCAGCCAGAGGCACUCUUGUUUUUCAAAAUAGAUCCAAGCAUGGGCACUCUUACUACACGUGCUGAUAUUGAUUAUGAACAGACCCCAGUUUUCCAUUUUACUGUUCAUGUCCAUGAUAAUGGCAAUCCUGUUUUAUUUGCUUCAGAACCCACUGAGGUGACUGUUUACAUCAAGGAUAUAAAUGAUUGUCCUCCAGUAUUUACCAAAGAUGUUUAUGAACUUUCUGCAGAUCUUCCUGUCCAUCAUGGUAUGGAGCUUUUUGCAGUUCAUGCAGAAGAUAUAGACUCCAGGGUAAUUUACAGUAUCAUAGAAGGGAAUCGUGACAACAUCUUCUAUAUCCACCCCAAAACUGGUGUCAUCUCUGUGCUGAAUGCUACUGCCUUGGCCAGCUUUCAUGAGCUCACGGUCAGAGCUGGGGAUGACUUAUAUACGACUAACACUUUGGUUAGACUUAAUUUUAUUCAACCCCAAGACAGCCCUUUAAGGUUUGAUCAAGAUUUAUAUAUAGCAACAGUGAAGGAAAACUCAACAGAUGUUCAAACUCUGGCUGUACUUGGUGUGACUGGGAAUCAGUUGAAUGAGCCACUCCUUUACUCUGUCUUGAAUGGCACAGAGAAGUUCAGGAUGAUCGAGACAUCAGGAGUACUCCAAACCAAGGGCAUGGCAUUUGAUCGUGAAACCCAGGACAUACAUGAGAUUGCAGUAGAGGUAAAGGACAUGAGAAAUCCACCCAGGGUAUCUCAAGCAAUAGUAAAAAUAUAUGUGGAUGAUGUUAAUGAUAACUCCCCUCACUUUGAACAUGUGCCUUAUUAUACAACAAUACAAGAGGGUACUGAGCCAGGCGAUGUGGUCUUUCAGGUUUCUGCAACCGAUGAGGACUUAGGAAAUAAUGCCAUCAUUUUUUACUCCUUUGCGGAAGACUACAAGUAUUUCUGGAUUGACCCUUAUAUAGGGGACAUCUCACUCAAGAAACCCCUUGAUUAUCAAACUCUAAAUAAAUAUACACUCCUGGUUAUUGCCAGAGAUGCAGGUGAGCCUCCUUUGUAUGUUGAAGAAGAGGUUCUAAUCACCGUGAGAAAUAAAUCCAACCCUCUGUUCCAAAGCCUUUUUUAUACUGUGAGAGUGCCUGAAAACAUUCCGCUCUAUACACCGAUUGUCCAUAUCCAGGCUCGGAGCCCUGAAGGCCUGCGCUUAAUAUACAACAUUGUGGAAGAAACAGCCCUUAAACUGUUCAAUAUUGACUUCAAAACUGGUGUGGUUAUGGUUGCUAGCCAACUGGACUAUGAAUUGAGUACAAAACACACCUUUACUGUCAGAGCCACAGACACAGCAAUGGGUGCUUUUUCAGAAGCAACGGUAGAAAUAGAGGUUGAGGACAUUAAUGACAAUUUACCUGUAUUUUCUCAGGUGGUUUACACUGCUUCUGUCUCUGAAGGUAUGCCAGCAAGGACUCCUGUUAUACAGCUCUUUGCUACUGAUAGAGAUUCAGGGAGGAACAAGCUUGUUUCAUAUCAGGUCUUGGAGGACCGUUCAAACAUUUCCCAGCUCUUCAGUGUUGAUUCCAGCACAGGAGAAAUAACAACAACUCAGCCUCUAGAUUAUGAAGCCAGCCAUGAAUUUCACAUUAAAGUACGUGCCACAGAUCAUGGGGUGCCUCCUCUCAGCAGUGAAGCCCUUGUAAUUGUCAGUGUAUUGGACAUCAAUGACAACCCACCUGAGUUCAGUCAGCUCCACUAUCAGGCUAAUGUGAGUGAAAUGGUCACCUGUGGCCACACAGUGAUCAAAGUCCAGGCUUUUGACCCUGAUAGUAGAGACACACUCAGGUUGGAAUAUCUGAUUCUUUCAGGGAAUGAGGAAAGACAUUUCACCAUCGACAGCACUUCUGGAAUAAUUUCCACCCUGAAUCGUUGCAGAAGGGACCUGGAACCUUUUUACAAUCUCAGAGUCUCAGCUUCAGAUGGAGUAUUUAAAACCACUGUUCCAGUGUAUAUCAAUACCACAAAUGAAAAUAAAUAUAGCCCAUCAUUUCAGCAGGACGUUUAUGAAGCAGUAUUAGCUGAAAAUGCUAAGGUAGGAACCCGAGUGAUUGAGUUGUCAGCUAUUGACCCAGAUGAUGGUUCCUAUGGCACUGUAGAUUAUACCAUCAUAAACAAACUUGGUCAAGAGAAAUUUGUAAUUGAUGAAGAGGGGCACAUUGAAACCCUACAGAAACUGGACAGAGAAAAUUCUACCGAGAGAGUUGUUGCUAUUAAAAUCAUGGCCAAGGAUGGUGGGGGGAAAGUAGCCUUCUGCACUGUUAAAAUCAUACUCACAGAUGAAAAUGACAACCCCCCUCAGUUCAAAGCUUCAGAAUACAUCUUGUCCAUCCAGUCCAAUGUGAGCAAAGGGUCCCCAGUCAUGCAGGUGGUAGCUUAUGAUGCAGACGAAGGAGUGAAUGCCGAUGUAAUUUACUCUGUUGAUUCAGUCGAGGAGGUCAUUGCAGAAGAUGUGAUUGAAAUUAAUACUGUCACAGGAGUUGUUAAAGUGAAAGAAAGCCUCAGCGGACUAGAAAACAGUAAAGUGAAUUUUAAAGUCAAAGCUGAAGAUGCCAGGCCUCCCUACUGGAAUUCUGUUGUUCCAGUAAACCUUCAAGUUGUUCCAAAAGAAGUGUCUUUGCCAAGGUUUUCUGAACCGCUGUACACCUUUUCAGCAUCUGAAGAUCUCCCAGAGGGAUCAGAAAUAGGUUCAGUUAGAGCUGUGGCAGAUGACCCCAUCAUCUACAGUCUGGUGCAGGGGUCAACUGAUGAGAGCAAUAAAGAAGGGGUAUUUGCUUUGGAUAAGCGAACAGGGGCCUUGACUAUCCAAAAGGCAAUGGACCAUGAGAAGAUGAAAUGGUACCAAGUUGAUGUUUUGGCUCAUUGCUCACAUCAAGAUACUGACCUGGUCUCUUUGGUAUCCAUAAACAUCCAUGUAAAAGAUGUCAAUGAUAACAAACCCAUCUUUGAGGCUGAUCCCUACAGGGCUUUUGUCAUGGAGAACAUGCCAGCAGGAACUACUGUGAUUCAAGUCACUGCCAUUGACCAGGAUACUGGAAGUGAUGGGCAAGUGACCUAUAGCCUAGGAUCAGAAGCAAGCAACAUCAGAGAACUCUUCACCAUUGACAGUGAAAGUGGCUGGAUCAUGACCCUUAAAGAGCUGGAUUGUGAGGUUCAGGAAACCUACAGGUUUUUUGUUGUGGCAUCAGACCACGGCAGGGAAAUCCAGCUUUCUUCUCAAGCCCUAGUAGAGGUCACUGUUACUGAUGAAAACGACAAUGCUCCACAGUUCACCUCCAAAAUGUAUAAAGGUUCAGUGGUUGAAAAUGCCCAAGCUGGACAGAUUAUUGCCACUCUCGAAACUAUCGACAGUGAUAUUUCAGAGCAAAACAGACAAAUCACAUGUUACAUCACUGAAGGAGACAUUCUGGGACAGUUCAGUGUUAAUGAGGUUGAUGGAGAAUGGAGGAUUGUUUCUAAGAAGCUUCUGAACAGGGAAGAUACAGAAAAAUACCUGCUCAAAGUCAUGGCAUCUGAUGGAAAGUUUCAGGCAGCAACAGAAGUGGAGAUCUCAGUCCUUGAUGUCAAUGAUAACAGCCCUGAAUGCAAGCAGACACCAUACCAAGGCAAAGUUUCAGAAGAUGCACCACAAGGGUUUUCUGUUUUGAAAGUAUCAGCCAGAGAUGCUGAUGUCGGCAGCAAUGGCCAAAUUACAUAUAGUCUCCAUGGACCUGGUGCUGAAGAGUUCCGGUUGGACCCUCAUACAGGGGAGCUGACCACUUUUGCAUUACUGGAUCGGGAGCUCAUAUCUAAGUACCAGCUUGUUGCCAAGGCAACAGAUGGAGGAGGGCGUUUUUGCCAGGUGGACGUAAUUGUGGACAUCGAGGAUACAAAUGACAGUCCUCCACAGUUCUUUCCCAGUCAAUGUGCAGUAGCCAUAUUUGAUAACACCACAGUAAAGACACCAGUUGCAGUCGUCUUUGCAAGGGACCCUGAUGAAGGCCAUAAUUCAGAAGUACUCUACUCUCUUGCUGAGUCAGCUGAUGGCCACUUUUCAAUUGAGGAAACAACUGGUGUGAUCCGACUGGAGAAGCCCCUAAGGGAGUUGCAGGCAUCUGCACUAGACUUAACUGUGUGUGCCACAGACAAGGGUUCUCCACACACCCUUUCUAGUUUUUCUACUGUCUCAGUCUCCAUAGUGGACCUGGAGGAAUAUCUGCCAGUGUUUCUAGACACAGAAUAUGUGAUUGUGGUACGAGAAGAUGUGGCUGUUGGCACAGAGAUUCUGAAUCUGUCUUCAUUGACAAGGGACAAUGUUCAAGGCUCAGAGAUCAAAUAUGAAAUUACGAAUGGAAAUAAUAAUGGGAUGUUCAGGUUGCACUCAAGCACAGGCAUCCUGUAUGUUAAUGGAAGUCUGGAUUUUGAAGUUAACCAUGAAUAUUAUUUAUCUGUUGAGGGUAUACGGAAAGGCUCGACUUCUCUCAGUGACAUAACCAUGGUUGUGAUCAACAUCACAGAUGUAAAUGAUCAUGUACCAGUGUUCAGCCAAGACCUUUAUAUUGCUGAUAUCCGUGAGGAUGCUGCCAUUGGUGAAAUGGUGCUCAGAGUCUUUGCUGAUGACAAAGAUGGGAUGAUGAACAACCAGAUUAUAUAUUCAAUUGUGGCUGGGAAUCCACUGGGCCAUUUUAUCAUUGACCCCAAAGCAGGAGAGAUAUAUACUGCCAAGUAUUUGGACAGGGAGGAGGUAUCCAGCUAUUCUCUGCAAGUCCGAGCAACAGACAAUGGACAGACAGCUCUUUCCAGUGACACCGCUGUACUCAUUCGUGUAUCUGAUGUCAAUGAUAAUCCACCAAGGUUCUUUCAGCUCAAUUACAGUGUGGCAGUUCAGGAGAACUCUCCAGUUGGCACCAGUGUCCUAGAGCUGAUCAUGAGCGACAGGGACUCACCAAGGAAUGGACCACCAUAUUCUUUCCAGAUCACUGAAGGAAAUGAAGGAAAGGCAUUUCAGAUCAACCAGGAUGGUGUGCUGGUGACCUCGAUCAUCCUGAACAGAAGAACAAAAGAACAAUACCUUCUCCAAGUCCAGGUCACAGAUAGUGGUAUCCCUCCUCUGUCUUCAUCUUCAUUUGUAAGCAUCCAGGUGACACAGCAAAGCAGAUACCCUCCUUCUGUACUUCCACUGGAGAUUCUAAUCACAACUAAUGAAAGAGCUUUCCGAGGAGGUGUUCUUGGGAAAAUUCAUGCUACAGACCGAGACCCCCAUGACACUUUGCAAUACACCUUGGCAUCAGAAGCACCAGAAAAGAGACACUUCUCAGUGGGAGCUACAGAUGGGAAGAUCAUUGCUGGUGAUGGACUCCCACAUGGCCACUACACUCUGAAUGUAACUGUCAGUGAUGGGACAUUUGGAGCUACAACUAAUGUCCAUAUCCACGUGUGGUCCUUCAGCCAGGAGGCUUUGGAUAAGGCUGUGGUGCUACAUUUCCACCAUCUUACCCCUGAGGAAUUCAUUGGGGAUCAUUGGCGCAACCUCCAAAGGUUUCUGGGAAGCAUCCUAGAUACCCAGCGGCAUAACAUUCACAUGGCUAGUUUGCAACCGUCUGCUGCUUCUGAUGGGGUGGACCUUCUGCUAGCAAUUGGAGAACCUCGCCAUGCAUUCUAUAAGCCCAAUUACAUUGUGGGCAGGAUUUCUCAGUCAACCGAAGAGAUGGAUCAGCGAGUAGGGCUGCAGGUGAAGAAGGUGACUCAUGUCCCAUGUCAAGAGGCAGACUGUACCACUCAGCGUGCUUGCAGAGAGACAAUUCAGCUUGACCCAGGCAUGGUGUUCACCUACAGUACUGCUCGACUCAGUGUUCUUACUCCUCGGCAUAAUUUGGAACAGAUAUGUUCGUGCAAUGAGGAUAAGUGCAUGAAUAAGUUGUUUGAACAGAUUGUGAAACUGACGUGCCUGAAUAAACAUGACCUUCACACUUUGGGCCAGAAUAAUGUGAUGUGGCUCGUUAAUGGAGUUCCUCACCUCGGGUACAGAUGUCGGAGUGGUUUCAUUGGGAACCUUUCAUCCAAUCACUUUGUGAGUGACAGAGCCUGGCACUCAGUCCUUCUGGAAGUAAGAAGAUAUUCCACCCACUUGCUUGUUGAUGGCUUGGGAAAUGCCUCUCUGCAGCUGCCAGAGGCCUGCGGUGUUUCUCAUUCUAGAAGAGAUCUGCUCAUUGGGGGACUUGUGCAACAUCACCAGACCCAGAGGGUCACACAUGGGUUUAGAGGUUGCCUGGAUGCCAUUAAAGUGGAUGGAAGAGACCUAGUGGUUCUGCCAAAGGAGAAGAGGCCCAGAGGGGUCGUCGAAGAGGCAGGCAUUAGGCAGUGCUGCCCUCACACAGGCGUCUGUAGCAGCAACCCUUGCCUUAAUGAUGGGUUGUGCACAGAGAUGCAAAAUGGUGGUUAUUCCUGCAUCUGCCCCAUCCAGUUUUCUGGUGAUCACUGUGAAGUGGCUGACAGCCUUUGUGAAAGCAAACCCUGUUUACAUGGAGGGACGUGCACCUUCUCCAAGAAAGGAGGCUACACUUGCCAUUGCCCAGAGCGAUACUGGGGAGAAAGAUGUGAAAAAGUUGCUGAGAAGUGCUUAGAAAACCCAUGCUUGAAUUCUGGCCGUUGUGUGAAAUCUGAUGGGUCCGUUCACUGCAUAUGCACAGGCGACUUCCAGGGGGCAUUCUGUAUGCAUAAAAUUUUGACUCCCAAUAUUAGUCCAUCUAACUGGAUCUUUGCACCAGGGGAUAUUGCAAAAAUUUCUGCUGGGGUGAUUGGUGUAAUCACCUUGGUGGCCGUGUGUAUAGCGAUCUGCAUAGUGUACCGUCACAAAGCUAAGGCUCACAAACCGGUGGCCAAAGAAGACCCAGACCUACUCUCCAAAAGUGAAUUCUCCAAAAGCGUUGGGGUUGGCACUCAAGGUCUUCCUCCCAUUGAACUCAACAUCCUUGGGAACGUUCCCCACAAUCAUCUCAAUGUAGUAGACCCAGGCAAGCCUACUGGUGCUUCAGAGUUUGUUAUUUUCAACACAAGCAAUGUUCAGAAACAGCGGGGUGCCAUUGUGUGCAGUGUGGCUCCCAAUCUCCCCACUGCUGUGCCCACAUCUAAUUUGGACAAUGGAUCUAUCAUCAAGAGCAACUGGACUGGAGAAAAGAUGGUGUACCCAGCAGAGACAACUUACUGGCCACCAAGGUACCAGCCAACAGAUAUGCAGGACUACCAUCAGUAUGAAGUCAUUGAAGGCUCUCUUCCACCUUCUCCACACCGUGAGGCUCCUCCAUCCUUGGAUUCGGAUCCAGCUGGCCUUUAUGGGGGCUUUCCUUUCCCCCUUGACCAGAGUAACAAGCGGGCCCCUAUCCCGCCCCGUUAUAGCAACCAGAAUCUGGAAGACUUCUUGCCCCCUGGUUCUGCUGACCUGUCUGAUUCCCAGUGUCAGAAUGAAUACACUGCUAUUAGCUAUUACCCUUCCCAGCUGGUAGAAAAUGAGAGUCCACCAUUCCAUCCAGACAGUGGGUAUAAGAAAGUAAGUAUGCGGCUUAGUGUGGCCCAGCCCUCUUAUGCAGACUGCGAGGUGAGGCCUACCUCCAACGUCAGAACUCAGCCAGUACUGCCUCCUAAUUACGAGGGCUCUGACAUGGUGGAGAGUGACUACGGGAGCUGUGAAGAGGUGAUGUUUUAAUAGAACUCUUGCUUGAAAUCAGAAGCUACGGUCCAUACCAAAUUUGAAUUGCAUGAAGUGAAAGGAGGGGCAACUUUGAACAUCCCUUUCUUUGAGUCUGUAGCUUCCUGUUGUAUUCUUAACAGCUGGCAUCUCUGCACACACUGUUACUGGAAACUAGCACUGGUGCUUCUACUUUUGUGUUGGAUUAGGUUCCAGAUGGAUCUUCUUGCUGCUCUCAGUUGGACUGCUCCAAGAAAGCACAGAGAGGACCCUUCAGGAAAUGUAAAAGAACUUUCAUUGACUGCUGUCUAAUGGCAGCUUUUUUUUAAAAGCAAAAGUGAUUGUUUUAUAGGCAGAGAGUGCAUUACUAUCUCCCUGUCCUUUGCACAGCCCUAUUAACCAACCAGUACCACACUAAAAGAGGUAGCACUUGUAAACAACAGCAGGCAAUUGUGGUUGUCAGUUGCCAACUCAGUAGCAAUCAUGACUGAAUGGAUUACCGUAUUUGCCAGCGUAUAAGGCGACUGGGCGUACAAGACGACCCCCCCAACA